This is a messenger RNA of Pyrus x bretschneideri (Chinese white pear), 1210 nucleotides long. RefSeq names its product zinc finger protein CONSTANS-LIKE 4. Lineage: Eukaryota; Viridiplantae; Streptophyta; Magnoliopsida; Rosales; Rosaceae. The transcript has 2 exons. Gene Ontology annotation, molecular function: zinc ion binding; protein binding. Bases 14 to 1036 code for a protein of 340 amino acids. Gene Ontology annotation, cellular component: nucleus. Gene Ontology annotation, biological process: regulation of flower development; regulation of photoperiodism, flowering. The record is from RefSeq and is a predicted model, not a curated record.
GCAGAUUUCGGUCAUGGCAUCGAAGCUCUGCGACUCUUGCCAAUCGGCGAAGGCGACUCUGUUCUGCCGCGCCGACUCCGCUUUCCUCUGCGUCAACUGCGACUCCAAGAUCCACGCGGCCAACAAGCUCGCCUCCCGCCACCCCCGCGUCUGGCUCUGCGAGGUCUGCGAGCAAGCUCCAGUUCACGUCACCUGCAAGGCCGACGACGCCGCCCUCUGCGUCACCUGUGACCGCGACAUCCACUCCGCCAACCCUCUCAGCCGCCGCCACGAGCGAGUCCCUGUCACGCCGUUUUACGAUUCCGUGAACUCAGCUGCAGACUCGGUCCCCGCCGUCAAAUCUGUCGUCAACUUCCUCGACAACCGCUACUUAUCCGACGUGGACGGCGAGACGGAAGUGAGCAGGGAGGAGGCCGAGGCCGCCUCGUGGCUGCUCCCGAACCCCAAGGCGAUGGAGAAUCCAGAUCUGAACUCGGGGCAGUACUUGUUCCAGGAGAUGGAUCCGUAUCUGGAUCUGGACUACGGGCAUGUGGAUCCGAAACUUGAAGAAGCUCAGGAGCAGAACAGCUGCGGCGCGGACGGCGUCGUUCCGGUGCGGAGCAAGAACAUGCAGCCUCUGCUAGUUAACGACCAGAGCUUCGAACUCGACUUCUCCGCCGGCUCCAAGCCCUUCGUCUACGGCUACCACCACGCUCAGUGUCUGAGCCAGAGUGUAUCAUCUUCGUCGAUGGACAUCAGCGUCGUGCCGGAUAGCAACGCGGUGACGGACGCGUCGGAUGCAUACACCAAGUCACUGACCGCCGCUGUGGAGACAUCGCAACUGGCGGUCCAGCUCUCGUCCGCGGAUCGCGUGGCGAGGGUGCUGAGGUACAGAGAGAAGCGGAAGAACCGAAAGUUCGAGAAGACGAUACGGUACGCUUCGAGAAAAGCGUACGCGGAGACUCGGCCGCGAAUCAAAGGCAGGUUCGCGAAGCGCACGGAGGUGGAGAUCGAAGCCGAGCGGAUGUGCCGCUACGGCGUCGUUCCGUCGUUUUAGGUUAAUAAUGUAAUUAACCGGUAAUCAAGCUUUGUAAUUUCGUUUUUGUUCCCGGGAAAUCGGCUGUGGGUGUAAAUAUCGGUCGAGAUCCGGUGUACCUGUACGAUCCAUGGAAUCUUGGCCGUCGAUUUUGUACAAGUUUUUCUUCUGCAGUAGUGAAAUUUUAAUUUGGUA